GUCCAUGUUCACCACGUAAACGUGUAAUGGCUGGAUUGACUUGCCACUGAAGCGGAAUUUCGUCCAUGUACUUGUUGCAGAAACACACGACUGAUUGUGGAGUUUACACACCUUCCCCCCUAGAACCACUGGGACAGCAUGGCCACCCCUGACCAAGCCCCGCCCACUGGGGAGGGAGGGGAGAGCAAGUCUACCCCUGGUAAACCCGGAAAGUUGGACACCUUGGCAAGGGAAGAUUUGAUCAAGUUCGUGAAAAAGCAAGCCAUGCAGGUGCAGAAAUUAAAGGCACAGUGUGACAAGCUUACUAAGGAGAAGGCAGGCUCCACCCCGCCCGGCGACCAACCUGGCGUUGCCAAGGCAACAGAAGAGCUGGAGGCAAGACUCAAGACGUCCGAGGAGGAGCUGGCAGAGUUGAGAGAUGAACGGGAAGGGAUGCUGACAGCUUACAACGCUGUCCAGCAGCAGCAGGAACAAGCCGUAGAGACACACAAGAAUCUUGAGGAUGCCUUGAAUAAGGUCUCAGCAGAGAAGGAGGACUUGGGCAAAGAAGUUUCCCAUCUUAAAGACGAUUUGAGUAAGGCCACCUCAGAAAACAAGGAGCUGUUGGAGCAGCUAGAAUGCAUGCAGAUGAAGCAAGAAACAAUGACGUCCACGUUUCAGUGUCUACAGGAAGAACAAAGCACUCUGGGGAAAGAAAAUGAGGCCUUGCAAGAACAGAUCAAAGUGCUAACGGCUGCAAGGGAUCAGGUCAUGGACUCGCUGCAAGCCUUCAAACAGCAACAGCGGGAGAAGUCAAGUGACGCCACUCAACUGCAGAACACCCUUGCUGAGGCGACAACUCAGAGAGACAAGCUGGCUGAGCAGCUCCAAGAGCUGCAGAAGUCCCAGGAAGCCUCUGCCACUGAGAUUCAGGAGCUUAGGUCCAAGCUAGAAGCUGCUAACGAAGAGAGCAGCAUUUCUCAAAAGCAGGCGGUGGACAGGACAGCUGAGGAAGCUCAGGCCAGGAAAGAUCUCGAGGAGGAGAUCCAAAGGCUGCGUCGCCUUCAGGAGGAGAUUGUUAAGUCAAAAGACAAACUUAUCACCACCAAUGAAGAAGCUAUGAGAGUUCUUAGAGAGGAGCGUGAGAUGGCGAAAACAGAAAAUCUCGAGACUCAGAAAGACCGAGACAAUCUGGCAAAUGAGGUGACAAAGCUCAAAGAAGAACUUGAAGCUAGAGAAAGAGACUCUGGAGAUGCAGCACAAAGACAGAGUGAAUUAGACAACCAGUUGCAGCAGAUGGAGGAGAGUUUGAAGGCAAUUGCUGCUGCGAAAGAGCAAUCUAUUAACGAAACUGAAGAGCUAAACUCUCAAGUUAUGAAGCUGUCAUCCGAGUUGAAAUCGGCAAAUGAGGUUCUACGCUCAUCUGAGCAGGAUAAGGACAGCAGCCAGGCCAUGUUGAAGGAACUAAAAGAGAAACUUGAGGAUCUGAGAAGUGAAUUGCAGAGGUCUGAAAAUUCUAACAGUGAGCUAAAAAUCCAGAUUGACCAGUUGACAAAGGAGAAGGACGAAGCAACUGAAGAGACUCAAACUCUCAAAGAACAGGCUGAAGAUAAUGAAACACAGCUUUUAGAUCUUAGAUCGGAACUGGAGAGCUUGAGACAAGAGAAGGACCAAGCCAUCAACGAUUUGGAAGAGAAGGCAAGGAAAGAUGAGACCGCAGCGGAAAAUCAUAAGAAGCUACAGGAUCAACUUGAUGCAGUCCUAGCUGAGAAGGAGCAACUUGCCGGAGAGAUAUCCACCCUGAGGCAACUUCAAGACGGCAGUCAAGAGCUGGACAAAAUCGUAGAAGGCUUACAAGAAGAGAAAAACAAAUUGGCCACCAAAGUAACUGACAUGGAAUCAGUGAAUUCCUCACUUCUUAAUGGCGUGGACUGCUUGAAGAAAGAGAGGGAUCAGCUUGUUGCAAGGGUAGAAGAAGCCGAGAAAGAAGUAAGCCAGCAGUUGCAGAGCAACAUCAAUUUAGAGCAACAGGUGCAAGAAAAGCUCAAUGAAGCCAAAGAAGAAGCACAGAAAUUGUCUGAGAACCACAAGAAGGCCUUGGAGAUAGCAGAGAGAGAAAGGGACAGGGCCAGAGAAGAUCUUGAAGCUGUCAGAAAUGACCAAUCAAGCUCCAAUGAUGAACUUCACGAACAGCUACAAAGGAUCCGGUCUGAACGGGAUAGCUUAGCAGAUGCCAAACUCUCCCUGGAUUCAGAGGUGAAAAGGUUAUCAGAGGACUUGGCCACAGCUCAGGACAGCUUUAAUGUAUCUCUGAAAGAACAAGAGUUGAAACUGGAAGUUGGGAAAGAAGAAGCGACCCGUCUAGAAGGAGAGUUGAAAUCAAUAGAACAGACCAACGAGGAGCUUCACACUGAGUUGAUGGCCAUUAGGGAGGCGCAUCUGGAAGCUUUGAAUCAGUGCACAAAUGCUGAAUCACAGCUGAAAACCUUGAAGGCUGGACAAGACGAGAGUCUGUCGAGAGAAAAGGAGGAACUCCAAGAGAAGUUACAAAAUCUGAGUACUGAAAAAGACGGGUUGACCAUGCAGCUUCAGGAACAAGAGGUAAACUUCAAACAUCAGUUGGAAGAGGUGUCAGUUACCAUUCAAACUUUGGAGAGGGAGAAACAACAAGCUUGUGAUGAUCUGGUUAGCUUGCGGAAGAUGGAAGCAUCAGAACGCGGUCUAAAGGAAAGUCUAGAGACAGUUAAACAUGAGAAUGAAAAACUGCAGGGAGAGUUUCAGGCCAAGGAAACUGAUUACAAGAAUGUAAUUGGAGAACUGAGGGGGCAGUUGGAGACAUUAGAAACCAACCAAAGCAAAGUCAGGGAAGAUCUAGAAAGGAUGGCUUCAGAGCUUCUUGAUAAGGAUUCAGUUAUUCAACAAACUACAGAACAGAACAAGGUUGAACUGGAAGCCAAGCAAACAGAAUUAGACAGUGUUAAAGCAGAACUGGAAGCUACUCAACAAGUCAAAGAAGACUUUAUUGCAAAGACCGAGCCCAAGGUUCAAGAUAGUUCACCAGAACGAGCAUCUGCGUCCGACUACCAACAGACCCCAGAAUCUAAAAUUCAAGACCUGGAAUCAAAGAUCAAAUCUCUAGAGGCAGACAAGGUGGCUUUCAAAGCCAACUUUGAGAAACUCAAGAAGGCCAGCCAGAACAAAGUCCAGCGUCUCAAGGAUCAGAUGGAAGCCAUCCAAGAAGAGAAGAAGACUCUCUCCGAAAAACUUGAUGCCUUGGCAUCCUGUGACAGAAGCAGAACCAGCCAGAUUGAAGAGCUAACUGCCCAGACCGAGUCCCUAAGAGUAGAGAAAGCUGACUUGUUGCAAGAAGCGAAAUCCGCAAGAGAGGAUUGUGAAAUGCUAGAGAAAGCAAAAUUGAAGCUGGAGUCAAACUUGAAGGAUGUGGAAACAGAGAGGACAUCCCUCUUUGCCGACUUGCAAGCAGCACUGGCUGAGCAGAGCUCCCAGGAGGAGGGGCAGCAGGACUUGGCCAAGAGGCUCCAAGAUAUGGAGGCGUCCAAGCAGAAGCUGGUCAACGAGCUGCAGGAAGUCCAGGCAGAGGUUGACCAGAAGGGAGAGGAGGUCAGGCGCUUGAGGGUGGACUUGGAAGACGCUCUUGCAGAGAAAGAGAAGCUGAAAGAGAAGGGAAUCACAGGAGCCAUCUCUGAGAGUUCACCUGAAAUGACUGAGGAAAAGCCGAAAGAAAAAGAGUCCCUUCAAGCUUCCGCCCCUGCAGGCGACUCUCUGCAACAAGAAUUAGACGCCAAGGUGAAACAGUUGAAAGACACCGAAGAGAAAGCUCAGAAAUUGAGAUCCCUGGCGAUGAAAGUGAAGAAGGAACUCGAACAGGCCAAGAAACAGAUAACUUCUCAGGUGGAGGAACUGAGCCGCGUGACAUCAGAAAAAGAGCAGUUGUCGAAGAAGUUGGACUCUCAGACUCAACAGCUAAGUGGAAGCAGGCAGCACAUCGAGAACUACCAGAGCCUUCAUGUUGAGUAUGAGAAGUUGCAAGAUUCGCUGGAUGCUGAAAAAGAUCUGUCCCGAGAGCUGCAGAAGAAACUAAAUGAGACGUCUGAAGAUCUGAAGAAUCUUUCCUCGGAGUGUGCCCAGACCAAAGUGGCUAAGGAGGAGCUAGCCAGGUCAUGUGACCACGCCGUCAAGGAGAUCCACACCUUAGAACGGAGCGCAGCGGAACUCAGGAGCCGACUUCUUGCCGUAGAGGAUGAACGCGACAAGGAGAAAGAGGAGAAAGAACGAAAGAUACAGGAGCUGGAGGAGGCAAUCGAGAAGAUCAAAGCAUUUGAACACGACGCUGGGAAACAAAAGGAGAACUUUGACACCACGACAAGGCAACUGCAAGCUGCUCUCAAGGAGGCCAGCCAAAGCAACCUGAUGGACCUGGAGAUUGCCGACUACGAGAAGACUGUCUCCAACCUCAACCAUACCAUCCAGGAGAAGGACAACCGCAUCGUUGAGAGCAACACGGAGAUAGAACGUCUCCAGAAACGCAUCGAGGCUAUGCAGAAAGAGACGGAUGCAUCUGAUUAUCAGCGAGCGCAAGCUGAUGAAAGAGGCAACAAGCUGAAGGCCAUGCUCAUGAAAACCAAGAAAGAUCUAGCGGACGCCAAGAAAGCUGAAUCUGACCAGCGGACCAAUGAGGCGGCUCUCCACGGCCAAUUGGAGCGACUGACCCAGCAGUCGGAGGCCCUCAAGGUGGACCUCUCCGUCUUAGCGGCUGAGAAACAGAAGCUCCAUGACCAGCUACGCGCAGCCAGCGACGUCAACCUACGCACCGUCCGCGGCUUGGAACAGAAGAACCGAACCUUGCGGGAGGAUCUGGAAUUAGUGAGGAACGAACUGGCGGGCACACAGGAGGAAUUCGAAAGCUACAAGGUCAGAGUUCACAGUGUUCUGAAGCAGCAGAAGACCCGGGACAGUUCGCACGUGGACGUGGAAGCGGAGCUGCAAGAGAAAGAUCACCUGGAGAAGAUGAACAAGCAGCUCAAGGCCAAGAUCCAAGAGACAAGGGAUGAGCUGAGGGCAGUGACAACAGAGUUGGAACUCCUCCAAGACGAGCACGACCGACUGCUGCAGCGACACAGCGACAUGGUGCUGGACAGCCAGAACAAAGAGGCAGCAUGGAGGGAAAAGAUGGAGAAACUACGCAUAGAGAGCCAGUCAAGUAACAUUGAGCACCGCGAGACGAUCAGGGAACUCACUGCCCAGAACGACUCACUCACCAACACGUUCAAGGCACAGAUGCGACAGCUACAAGACGACCACCACCGCAGCUUGGACUCGCUGCAGCACCAACUUGAGAUGACCGAGAACCAGAUGUACCGGCUGCAGAAAGAGCAGCAGCAUGCAUACCAGCAGCAACAGCCGCAGCAGCAGCAGCAGCUGCAGCCAGGGCGCCAAGCACCUGCAGCAAGGAACGGCGGAGAGACCAAGGAGAACCUGCAGGACGCGUCGGCGGCAAGGCCCACACUGGAGGAGAGGGAACAGGGAGAGGGCAUGGAGUACACGGACGCGGAACCCAGCACCGCCAGCAAGCAGCGUCUCUCCUCCACGGCCAGUAAUGCCCCCAUGGUACCCCUGGCUCAACUCCUGAGCGAGUCCUCCAUGGUGGAGUCUGCUCCCAGCAUGGUCAGCCUGGUGGGGUCCACCGCGGAGGAAGAACAACUCAGGACGGAGCUGACCGCCACGAGAAAGAAACUUGAUCACUUCAGCGAGAUCAUGAGUGACAACGAAGCGACCAUCAUGCGAUUGACGGAGCAGGCCAAGGUGCUCAAGGAGGAGAUCCGACGUCUGGAGCGAAACCAGGAGAGGGAGGAUGCGAUCGCCAACAUGGAAUACCUCAAGAACGUCGUCAUGAAAUUUCUGGUGCCAGCUCAGUCAGGCGAGAGGCAGCAUUUGAUCCCCGUGCUGACCACGAUGUUGAAGCUCAGCGACAAGGAACGACAAGAAAUCUUAGAUGCCAUGGAAGGGGAAGAAAUAGCAGCUGGAAAUGAGACUAAGAAGUGGGGUUCCUACUUGCACCGCUGGUCUGGGGGCAUUGUGUGAAUGCUGGCACACCACAAUCACGGCUGAAGAAGAGGCCACAGAUAAUUUGGCAUGGGCUAUUUACGGUGACCCGGCCCCUAGCCCGUUUUAAAUGCACUUUAAUACCGAGGAAAAAAGGAGUGCCACAUUGUUCGGGGAUAUUUGUAAAUUUCUGGCAAAAAGGAAGAUUUAGAGGACAUGUUUUGUAGGUUUCUUUUUACAGGACACUAAACACCUGCUUUCUCUCUGAGAAGUGUUUAUCAGAAUUUGGAAAUAUUUCUUCCGCUUCAGGGACUGUUUUUGGUUGAUCACAAUUCAGGCAUUUGAUUUCAUCCAUAACAAAAAUCAAGACAUCUAGA
Messenger RNA from Patiria miniata (bat star), 6419 nucleotides. Its product is annotated as GRIP and coiled-coil domain-containing protein 2-like. Bases 139 to 6081 code for a protein of 1980 amino acids. The record is from RefSeq and is a predicted model, not a curated record. Lineage: Eukaryota; Metazoa; Echinodermata; Asteroidea; Valvatida; Asterinidae. The transcript has 26 exons.